CACUUGUUUUAGAUUUAUCUUGUUACGAAUAACAAAUAAAGUUUCUGAUAUUUACUAGUGUUUUGUUAUAAUUUUAUAACAGUCAGAAACAUGAAUUUAGCUUUAAGACAAGUUUUAAAGAGGCAAUCGUUUAGGUUAAGUGAUAAAAUUUCAUACAAAUAUUUACAAGCUCCAGUAACCUCAUCAUGUCCUCUAAACACUGUGGUUUACUCCCGAAAUUACUGCGACAAUCGUUCAGAUCAACGCCGAUUACCACAAUUAAUGGAAUUCCCACCUGUUGUUUGGCCUUCGGUUUUAAAGUUUAUUAAAAACUGGAUGUAUGUGAAUUUUAUUAUUCGACCGUAUUUUGAACAAGAAUUUAGCCUAAAUAGUUUCAUUGAAGCAUCCAAACAUGCCGUUGAGGUUGUUUCAGAAAGCCUACAAAAUAGUGACUUCAAAAAAUUAGAUGGGCUAGUCGACGGUGAGGCUUUGGCGGCUCUAAAGACAGCAGUUUCAAAACUGUCAGUUUCUCAGAGGCAGCUACUAGCUGUGAAUAAGGAAGAUAUAUUUUACGCUUUUCCUUACCAAGUUGGAGUUAUUUUUGAUGAUGCUGAUAAAAGAUGGGUGGAAAUAACAAUGUGUUAUCAUGUAAUGAAGGGACUCAAACAGAUGAAAGAAUCUGAUGAUUUACCACCUAUUUCAUUAGGUGUGCAGCCAGAAUUUCAAGACAAAAUAUUUAUCCUCAACUAUAGAUUUAUAAGGGAAUUUACUAAAGGUGUUGAAGAUAGCUGGUGGAUUAAUAUAGUCAAUCAUUUCCAACCUCAAUCUGUUACAAAUAGACUUUAACACCUAGAAACAAGACACACAUUAAGGAUAAAAAUGUAUUUAUGGAAUAAAAAACUGUUGCUGAU
Messenger RNA from Aricia agestis (brown argus), 890 nucleotides. RefSeq lists its product as uncharacterized. Bases 91 to 825 code for a protein of 244 amino acids. Gene Ontology annotation, molecular function: ribosome binding. Gene Ontology annotation, cellular component: mitochondrial inner membrane. The record is from RefSeq and is a predicted model, not a curated record. The transcript has 4 exons. Gene Ontology annotation, biological process: protein insertion into mitochondrial inner membrane from matrix; inner mitochondrial membrane organization. NCBI's taxonomy places the organism in Eukaryota, Metazoa, Arthropoda, Insecta, Lepidoptera, Lycaenidae.